This is a messenger RNA of Lynx canadensis (Canada lynx), 3008 nucleotides long. Its product is annotated as olfactory receptor 4D2-like. The transcript has a single exon. The record is from RefSeq and is a predicted model, not a curated record. Bases 364 to 1299 code for a protein of 311 amino acids. Gene Ontology annotation, biological process: G protein-coupled receptor signaling pathway. Gene Ontology annotation, cellular component: membrane. Gene Ontology annotation, molecular function: olfactory receptor activity; G protein-coupled receptor activity. Lineage: Eukaryota; Metazoa; Chordata; Mammalia; Carnivora; Felidae.
AACUGAGACCCAGAGAGAUGAAGUAGCUUAAUCAAGGUCAAAUCUCAAGGAGGCAGAAGCCCUGAAAUUUUACUGAUGUUCUGUUGGACUCCACCUAUCUCUCUACCAUUGUAUCACAUGGAAUCUUUGAAAGACAGGUUGCAUAUGUCUCUGGAUGGCUUUAAAGAUAUGUCACGAAUGCAUAUGACAGCACCAACUUGUAAACUCUCCACAGACAAGCCAAUUUCAUCAGCACCUAGUGAUAUGGUCUACAUAUGAGGCUCCAUCAUCUGGAGCUGGAAAACUCUGAGCCCUGAGCACUAAAAGUGACUUCAUGCAUGUAUACCUAUGGUUCAUUUUCUUUAGGUGUAUGGAUGAGACGCCAUGGAACCAGGGAAUCUCACGUGCGUAUCAGAAUUUGUCUUCCUGGGGUUCUCACAGACUCGAGAGCUCCAGCUUUUUCUGUUUCUGGUAUUCCUGAUUGUCUACACCACCACUGUCGUGGGAAACCUCCUCAUCAUGGUCACGGUGACCUCAGACACACGGCUCCACACACCCAUGUACUUUCUGCUCCGAAAUCUGGCUGUCUUAGACCUCUGUUUCUCCUCUGUCACUGCCCCAAAGAUGCUGGUGGACUUCCUCUCUGAGAAGAAGACCAUCUCCUACCAGGGUUGCAUGGCCCAGAUCUUCUUCUUCCACUUUCUGGGAGGCGCCAUGGUCUUCUUCCUCUCAGUCAUGGCCUAUGACCGCCUUGUUGCCAUCUCCCGACCCCUCCACUAUGUGACCAUCAUGAACACACAGCUCUGUGUGGCACUAGUGGUGACAGCCUGGAUGGUAGGUUUCGUCCAUUCCAUUGCCCAACUGGCUCUGAUGCUCCCAUUGCCUUUCUGUGGCCCCAACGUCCUGGAUAACUUCUACUGUGAUGUUCCACAAGUGCUGAGACUUGCCUGCACUGACACCACCCUCCUGGAGUUCCUCAUGAUCUCCAACAGUGGGCUGCUGGAUGUCAUCUGGUUCUUUCUCCUCCUGACCUCCUACUCAGUCAUCCUGGUGAUGCUGAGGUCCCACUCUGGGCAGGCGAGGAGGAAGGCAGCUUCCACUUGCACCACCCACAUCGUCGUGGUGUCUAUGGUUUUCAUUCCAAGCAUUUACCUCUAUGCCCGGCCCUUCACCCCCUUCUCCAUGGACAAGGCUGUGUCCAUCAGCCACACGGUCAUGACCCCCAUGCUCAACCCCAUGAUCUACACCCUGAGGAACCAGGAGGUGCAGGCAGCAGUGAAGAGACUAGGGAGGCGCCGGCUGGUUUGUAAAAGGGAGUGACAAUGAGUGGGUCACUUCUCUCUGGCUUUGUUUUCCAUUUGUAAAAUGGAGGGAAAGCUACUGUGUCUGCUGGCUGUCUUCAUAGCUUGUGCAUAUGUUGUGGAGGUCAUCAUAGAAGUGAGUGAGUUUUGAAACUAAGCAACUGACUCAGAUUUUUGGGAAAAAGGGAAAAGUCCCCUUUGGUGGCUAAGGUUUGUGCCAGGUUUCUAAAACCCCUGCUCGUUGAGAAGUGUUCUCAUGACUCUGGAAAGCUACACCCUUCUUUCCCCCUUCUUGGGGGGUCGCUUCCUCUUGUGAUGAGGGCAUUUCCCCCAGCGAAGGCACUUCUAGUUUAUGUGUUUUGACUUCUCUUCCCAGCACCCCUUUUGACCUGUGUCCAGAGUGUUAGAGAAAGCACAGACCUUGAAGACAUAGCCUUAGCUUGGGAGCCCUGGACCCAUAUGUUACCAGACUGCUGACCUUGGAUGAGCUACCUGGCCUCUCUUGAACUCAUGGAUUCCUCCUCACCAAACUGGCAUAAAGUAAUAUCUGUCCCAAUAAUCUCACAGAUUUGUUAUAAGAUCCAAAACGUGUAUAAGAAUAUUUUAUCAAUCUUACAUAGAUCCUAUGUGAGGGUUAUUGUCAUUGUUAUGAUUAUUCCUGACAUAUAUUUUUUCAUGGGUUGAGCGGUGUUUUGGAAGUGUUUGGUGGUGAUUCCUUAGUGUGGUGAGGGAGGCAUGGAGAGGGUGGGAGCUGAACUUCAGAGGGCCAUGCAGCAUGCCCAUGAAUGAAACAGAGAACAGAGAGUGAGCAUAAAUUCAGGGGCAUGUCUUCAAGGAAAUAUUCUUAUUUUUAUUUGUGAUGGAUGAUUUGAACUCUUCUAUGACAGUAAGAUAUAUUCUCAUAGGAACAUUCUGGAAAGCCACACUCUCACACAUUUCUGCCUUCUUGGUGGACAGUUUCCUGUUAUUAUGACACCAUUUCUCCAUAAGAGCAUUGUAUUUUCUUUAUUUUGACCCCUUUUUCCAAUACUGUGUUUUGGUGUGAGUCUGGAUUGGUGGAAAUAGCACAAGACUUAGAGGUUAAGCUUUAAAUGAAAAUCUCUAACCCAUAACUUACCAAACUGAUGAUGACCUGGGAUGAACCACUUGACCUCUCUUGGCCUCAUGACUUCUUCUUCAAUAAAUUUGCUUAAAUCAAUAUAUGACCUCCAAACCUCCCAAAUUUAUUAUAAGAAUCAAAUAAAAAAUCAUGUGAGAAAACAUUGGGCAAACCAUGUAAAUAUUUUUUCUUCCAGUCUUUUUUUGAUGAUUUUAUUUUAUUUUCAAAUUUGAAAAUAUCAUGAAUGUUCAGAUUAUUUCUGCAUUACAUUUUCAGUGUAGAAUAAUAAUUGUUACAAACAAAGGAUUAUGUGUAAAAUACAUGUAAGUUCUAGAACAUUAUAGCAUUAUGAGAGCUCCUAGAAAGACUACUUGAUUUAAGAAAUAGAAGUUACCAGUAACUUACACCUACCCACAGGGUCCUCUGCCUCACAUUCACUCUCUCCCUCCCUAAUGAAACUCUCUUCUUGAAUUUUGCAUUUGCCAUCCUAUUGCUUACAAAAACACUUUUAUCACGUUUUUACAUAAUCAGUAAAUAUACUGAUUCUGUUUUGUUUUAUUUUGAGCUUUCUGAAAAUAUCCUACUGGACAUAAUAUUCUUGGAUUUACUUCUUUUUACACUCAACAUUA